Messenger RNA from Aspergillus wentii DTO 134E9, 864 nucleotides. Its product is annotated as TMEM53 family protein. Lineage: Eukaryota; Fungi; Ascomycota; Eurotiomycetes; Eurotiales; Aspergillaceae. The record is from RefSeq and is a predicted model, not a curated record. The transcript has a single exon. The coding region runs from base 1 to 864 and encodes 287 amino acids.
AUGGCUACCAAAUCAAACGGGGAGAACCCUCUGGCGCCUUUUACGAAGCUCUCAUCCUCUAUCUAUCUCCAGGAACCUGUUAACGAGAAUGGGUGUGCCGGAAACUACCCCAAGACUAUUGUUCUCGCUUUCUGGAUGAACGCCCCUCCGCGUGCUCUGGCCAAGUACAUUGUUGAGUAUAAACGCCUGGCUCCUUCAUCCAGAAUUAUCUUCCUUCUAAGCUCUUCCAAUGACUUCGCUUUGCGCGCCACCAAAAAGGCGCAACAGGCGCGUGUUGCCCCUGCCGUGGAGGCAAUCCAGGCAUAUUCUACCCCAGAAGACCCUGUCUUUCUGCACAUCUUCUCAAAUGGAGGCCUGUCUACCACGACAAAUCUCCUCGCUGCGUAUCGAAAGGCGACUGGAAAUCCGCUGUGCGUGUCAUCAAUGGUUCUAGACAGCGCGCCUGGCACGGCCACCAUUUCUUCUGCUGUCAAGGCCUUUUCAUUCGCGCUUCCCAAGACGUGGAUUCUCCGCGUUUUCGGUAAAAUGCUUUUAUACGUUUCUCUUUUCCUUGGUCUGUUGCUUCAGAAGCUCACCCGCAGGCUCGAUGCUAUAACUCUGGCUCGGAGGGCGAUCAACGAUAAACGCCUAAUCAAUGGCCACGGCUCGAAAGGCAGUUUCCAAAGGUGCUACAUUUACUCGGAUAUUGAUGAACUGGUAGACUGGAAAGAUGUAGAGGAUCACGCCCUAGAAGCCGAGUCAAAGGGUUGGGUGGUGCACCGUGAGAAAUUCCAGGGAUCACCGCAUGUCAGCCAUAUGAGAUCGGAUCCUGCCCGUUACUGGGACAUUGUGAGAACAUAUCUGCAACAGUCAGAAUCGAAAUAA